This is a messenger RNA of Oncorhynchus gorbuscha (pink salmon), 2462 nucleotides long. It is a transcript of the gene cyb561, whose product is annotated as transmembrane ascorbate-dependent reductase CYB561. Gene Ontology annotation, cellular component: lysosomal membrane. Lineage: Eukaryota; Metazoa; Chordata; Actinopteri; Salmoniformes; Salmonidae. The coding region runs from base 426 to 1193 and encodes 255 amino acids. The transcript is spliced from 6 exons. Gene Ontology annotation, molecular function: oxidoreductase activity. The record is from RefSeq and is a predicted model, not a curated record.
GUAGCCAAGGUAAUAGACCUUUGGACAUUUGUCAGUGCGGUGCCAGACAUCAUCCUCUCUGAAGGCUGUUUGUGCUCCUCCCUCCUCUACGUUUGAUGCUAAUUGAAGGGAGGGGGAGUGUAUAACGUAUUUCUCUGUCAACUCAACGUUUAGCUGCGCCACUGUUUCUGUCACGACCAGUCGACAGAUCCACCCACUCGCGACGUUUUUUGGAGCGAGUAAUAUAAAGCUUAUUGUAAAAUAUUUAGUGGCAGGCCUAUGCUAUAGGACUUUAUUGUGUUUCUUUAAAAAAAAAAAGAUACUACGAAAAAUUGUAGGCGUAUCUAGGAACCAGUCCAAAACACACAAAAGGAGCGGAACAAGGAUAUCCACUCUCUCUCAGACUUGCUGGGAAAGCAGGUUAUUUGAGGACCAAACGACAGACCAUGGAAGAUAGCCCUCAGCGGACCGUGCAAGGCCUGGGCUCCUUCCCGUGGUAUGUGGGGGGGACUCAGGUUCUGGGCCUGGCCUGUGUGGUGAUCACGGGCGUGUGGAUGGGCAGCUAUCACGGAGGCUACGCCUGGGAUGGUUCGGGACAGGAAUUCAAUGUACAUCCCCUCUGCAUGGUCCUGGGCCUGGUCUUUCUCUAUGGAGAUGCGAUCCUGGUGUACAGAGUAUUUAGGAAUGAAAGCAAACGCAACGUCAAGGUUCUCCAUGCUGUGCUCCACCUUCUCGCCCUCAUUAUCAGCAUAGUGGGUAUCGUGGCUGUGUUUGACUUCCAUAAUCAUAACAAGAUCCCCAACAUGUACUCCCUUCACAGCUGGUGUGGCAUGCUCACCUUUGUUCUCUUCUGUGUACAGUGGCUGAUAGGGCUUGGUUUCUUCCUCUUCCCUGGGACGUUAAUGGCGCUGCGGAGCUGGUACCUGCCACUACAUGUCUUCUUUGGCUUGGCCAUGCUCGCCAUGUCCCUAGCCACCUGCCUACUGGGCAUUUCAGAGAAAUUGUUCUUCAGUAUCCAACACACAUAUUCACAGUUUGCUCCAGAGGGGAUCCUUGGUAACAUGCUAGGACUGCUGCUAGUAGCAUUUGGGAUUCUGGUAGGCUACGUGGUGACACGGGAGGACUUCAGGAGACCCCCGCACCCAGAGGAAGAGGCUUUGUCUGUGCACUUUAAGACCCUGACUGAGGGGCGAGGGAGCCCCACCUCACCUUAAACCAGGAAACACUCCUGUGUGCUCAGGCUUUUAUUUAAAACAUUAUUUUUUAUUUUUUUUUUAUUUUAAAGCUGGUGUAUAUGAGCUGGGCUGGAACAAAAGCCUACACACCCAGUAUCUCUCAAAGACCAGCUGGAGAUCUGGCUGAUUAUGCUGUCUUUAUUUCAUGUCACAUCAAGAGCUGUUCUUCACCCCUUGUGAUGAAAUGGAGGUAUGACAGGAUUCAUUUGACAAAUGUAUUUGAUUGCUGCCACAGAUUAGCCAUCACAAAAAUGCCAUAUUAGGGCUCUAAAAACAAAAUAGCCUUUGCUAAGUGUUCAGUGAGGACAAAGCCAGUUAGUUGUGCCUUCAUCUAGGGCAGCCCCCCCCCCCAGAAGUUUCAACCCUAAAGCACAUCUGGCUUGAUGGUUACUUGACUAAUUGAAUCAGGUGUGCCAGUUAAAACGUCUGGGGGGGCCCUGGGAGAGUUGGGAAACCUGCUACCACCUAUCCAAUAGUUUCAGGCAAUUGGAUAUUUCAAAACAGAAAAUUACCCAAUCAAGAUUAAAAGUAAGUGAUUAGGAUACUCUGUAGAGCAUUGUGCUUGCAGGAUAGUGGGUUUGAUUCCCGGAGACUACCCAUAUGUAAAAAAUAAAUCAAAUGCAUGCAUAACUAAGUUGCACAUUUUGAUCACACUUGAAGGGUGGAAGGCACUACAACCAAGACAUUUCAAGGUGGGGAGGUUUAAACGUUCCUUAUGUUAAAUCGACUGCAGUAUAGGUAUGUAGUCAGUUAUUGAAGUGUCAAAUAAAUGCAUGUUCUGUGAUAUGCAGACAUUUUAUCUUAGUUACUUUGUUUCACUAUGACAGUGUAGAAGUAGUAACGACCUGUAGAGGGCAAGGUGUAGGCCUACUCAAAAUCCUGUGAUCGUAAUAUUGCAGGAACUCAUCUUUUUUUGGAACCCCCCCAGCUCAAUUGAUAUCUUGAUUUACAGAGUCAAUUUGUUAAUAAAUGUAAAAUGCUCAGAGCUAGUGUAAUGGAAGGGAGUUACUGGAUUUAAUCGCACUAAGCUGCUUAUAUGUAUCCAUGUUUGCGAAUAGAUUUAACAGUCGCUGGUUUGUGUAUGAAUUAUGUAUUGUAAUUCUCUUUGUUCAAAGCAUCUACUUGUUCGAAUAAUUGAACUAAGAUCACUUGAUUCAAUAUCGCUGCCUCUUUUCACUUGUGGAAACUUGUUCUAUACAAUUAAACCUAUAUUGCCUUCCUAUCACUUAUUAAAGAUGCAUGACUCAA